AUGCCAUAUGACCUCUUGGUGGGACAAAGAGGGGGACCCAAAAGUACAUCUACCAAGAGAGAGACAGACAAGGUUCUCUUGUUCAUUUUUAUAAUCACAGGAGAGAAUCCAAAGAGAGUGAAGAGAACAAGAAUGGGUAACAGUUUAGGAGGAAAAAAAACAGCUAAGGUUAUGAAAAUCACCGGCGAGACAAUCAAGUUAAAGACUCCUGUGAAGGCCGGUGAGGUUGUUAAGGACUAUCCCGGCCAUGUUUUGUUAGAUUCCGAGGCAGUUAAGCAUUUUGGAAUUCGAGCAAAACCCUUGGAGCUUCACGAGGAACUGAAGAAGAAAAGAGUCUAUUUCCUAGUGGAAUUGCCUAAGUUUCCUGAUGAGAAAGUUCCAAGAAGAGUCCGGUCAGGGAUUCACAUGAGUGCGAAAGACCGGCUCGAGAGCCUAAUGCUGGCUAAGAGAUCUGCAUCGGACCUUUCUGUCAUGAGACCGAGGAACAUUAUGCUCGAGGAGUCGAAGGAAGGAAAAGAAAAUGGUCAUGUGAGGAUGAAAAUGAGGCUUCCCAAGGCAGAGUUGGCACGGUUGAUGACGCAAAGCAAAGACAAGGCCGAGGCAGCUCAGAAGAUUGUAGAUCUUUACAUGGAUAACAACUCCAACGGUGGUGGUGGUGGUGGCAGUGGCAGUGGCGGGGAGGCCGACAAGGUGCAUGAUGGUGCAUUGUUGCACCAACAAUUGCAUUGGAAUGGUGGCAGUCAAGGAAGAGCUAAGAAGAGAGUCGGUUUUCUGCUCGUCGAUGAACAGGAGAUUCAAUUAGCUGUGGCCUCUUAG
Molecule: messenger RNA, 816 nt
Organism: Ilex paraguariensis (yerba mate)
Lineage: Eukaryota; Viridiplantae; Streptophyta; Magnoliopsida; Aquifoliales; Aquifoliaceae
Source: the annotation of a GenBank genome assembly